Molecule: messenger RNA, 8805 nt
Organism: Saprolegnia diclina VS20
Lineage: Eukaryota; Oomycota; Saprolegniomycetes; Saprolegniales; Saprolegniaceae
Exons: 5
Coding region: 1-8805 (2934 amino acids)
Biological process (GO): phosphorylation; nuclear-transcribed mRNA catabolic process, nonsense-mediated decay
Cellular component (GO): nucleus
Molecular function (GO): protein serine/threonine kinase activity; protein binding
Source: RefSeq, a predicted model, not a curated record
AUGAACGACCAGCAGCAGCCGCCCGACCUCUCGGGCCUGCUCCUGCGCCUGUACCAGCAGAGCCAAGGGAUACACAAGUCGAGCAAGAAGGCCUCGGACGAGCUCCAGUCGCACCUCGCGACGACCGCGCUGCCCGUCGACUGCCAUGAAAAGCUCUUUCACCAGAUUCUGCACCAUGCGACGCUGUCGGGCGACGCCAACGCGGGCCCGACGCGCUGGCUCACGCUCGUGGCCGCGUCCAACCUCCUCUGCACGGCGGGCAUGCUCGCCAUGUACCCGAUGCCCGUGCAGCAGAAGAUCCUCCUACGCGUCUUACCAGAGGCGCUCGAGCGCUGGUUCAAGCUCACGGCGACCGACGACCGCCAAGUGCAUGGCAAUGGCCAACUCCGAGACGGCGUCUUUGUACCGUCGACGAUCCUCCAGCACGAGCGACUCUCGCAGCAGAGCGGACAGGCGUUUGCGCUUGCCAUGUUCCUCGACGCGAUCGUGUCACUGCUCGAGGGUAGCGACGACGAGGCCGCGGUCGUCGAGCUCAGCCGCGUCCUGCAGACGACCGCGAUUGCUCACCCGAGUGCGCUGCAGAAAGGCUUUGUCCGGGCUGCAAACGUUCUCCUUGGCUGGACGAUGCGCGUCGAGACGGCGCCGGUCCAUCGGGACCUGCUCGUGGCCGUCCUCUUUGACUGCAAGGAGCUCUGGGCGACCAACACGGUGUUUGCCUCCCAGCUCAUUACGUCUCUCGUUCGGGACAUUGAAGAGCACAGCGGCAGCUUGCACUCGCCGUUGGACCUCGAGCGCUACAACGCCGUGGUCGUGUGCUUUCUCGCGGUCGCGCACGGUGUCGGCGAUAUCGCUGCCAGCGCACUCGCGCAAGUCGUGCACGCUCUCUUGAGCUUUGGCGGUCACUACCUCCUCUCGAUCAAGACGGUGCUGCACUGCGCUCGGACCUUUGGGAGCGUCGCCAGUGCCGCUGACUCGUGGGCGCUCGCGGCGGUCGACUGUCUCUUGCUGCACACGUGUGCGCUCAGCGAGCGGCACUUGGCGUCGACCAAUCAAGUCGCGUCGGUGCUCGAUGCUGUCGACGCGCUCUUGUCACCGCUGCCCGUACAGCCCAUUGCAGCGCUGCGUGUGCUCACCCGGCGCAUCCCAACCGACCUGCCCAUGCCGUAUGGCGCCAAGACGACGGCCGUGCCGACGGCAGUGAUGACGACGCCGACGCAUCCGCUCACGGCGCUGAGUCACCUCGUGCAUCUUCCGAGCUUGUUGCCGCGUGCGACGCGCCUCGCGACGGCCAUGGCGCGCGUCGGUGGCGUCUCGAUCCUCGAGGUCUACAGCCUCGACGCCGUCGGGUCGAGUCGGGACGUGACAUACGCAAUGUUUUGCCUCAUGGUGCUCGGUAUCGCCGCGGUCCCCGAGAGCAUUCCGGACCAGAGCUGCCUCGAUGGCAUCUGCACGCGUCUCGCCAAGGCCCUUGACAAGUGGCCAACGACCGCGCCUCUGUACAUGGGCACAGUCCACGUCUUGCGCCGCCUUCUGCCGCGCUCGUCGCAUGCAAUGGACAGCGCGCCGUUGCUUGCGACACUUGCGACCCACGUGGCGUCCUACGCGCACGCCCCGGUGUUUCAGCUGUUUCUGUACCUGCUCGAGCACUUGCCGCCUUCGCUGCCGCUGGAUGCGACCUUGCAGCGCCCGUUUGAUGCGCUGGCACGGCACCGGACGCCAGACGUGCGCGCGUUUGCCCUGCGCUGCCUCGUCGCGUUCGAGUCGCCGACGCUCCUCGACGUCGGCCUCGCGAGCCUCUUUGACCCGGCAGCGAUCGUGUCGACGCCGGCGCUAGCGCUCGUCGCGCAUGCGGUGCUGCAGCCACGGCCUGCAUAUGUCUUGCCACGCCUGUACCGUGCCCCAACAACCACGGCGGCGUGUACGCUGACGAGCUUUGCGUCGCUCCUCGCCUUGCUCGAGACAAAUGACGAAGAGCUCUGGACCAAACCGCUGCUGACGAUUCGCGACCAGCUCUGGGCCGCGGCGACGUGGUGUGUCGAGGCGCGGCUGCGCACGCACUAUGGCAACGCCGGCCAGACCUUUGCUGCCCUCGAGCGGCUCCUUGUCCAGCGCAGUGGCGUCGCCGGUCGUCUUCUUGUGGAGUUUGUGCAUGCGCUCGAGCUCGCGAUCCUGCAAGCGUGCCACGACCCGACGCGCCGCCCCAUGGAUGCGAAAGCGCAGGCGUUCUAUACGACGAACCGCAAGGUGUGCGAAGACUGGCUGCUCCGCAUUCGACCGGCGCUUGUGCGUAUCUGUGACGCGACAGACGCGACGUCGCUCAUGGCCUAUCACGCGCUCUCGUUAGUGCGCGGGCGCAAGCCGUCGGCGCCCGCGCUGUACUCGGCAGCCACCGGUCUCUGUGACGUGCUGGACGUUCCGUCCUUGGUCGGGUUUGGCGCGUAUGCAAACACGCAUGCGCUGCACGUGCCAUGGCUGCCCGCGAUCGUCCAAGAAGCGCAGCUGCUCUAUGAAGACGCAGCGAAAAGCUACGAGCAUUUGCUGGCGCCGCUCUUUGCGCUCUCGGAGCGCCAUGCGUCCGGAAUGCACCUCGCGUUCGAGUCGGAGGCGACCAAGCAAGCGACGCUCCGGUCGCUGCAGACGACGCUCGCCGAGGCCGGCCUCGAACAUGUGUCGCUGGCGUCGCUGCUCGUGCGUUGUGCCAAGUGCUACGCCAAGGUGCACGCGUGGCUUCCUGUGAGCGCGCUCAUGCGCAACUCGCUGGACUUGAGUCUAUUUCUCAGCCACCUCCAAGCCUGCACCGACGAAACACUCAGUGUCGCAACCGACAUGACGGCGCUCGCCGCGUCGUGGGACAUGGAGCACGCGCUCGUUCGCACCAAAACGAACCCGAGUCUCCGGUUCAGCAGCCUCCCGACGACCCUCCCGCCGUUGCAAGCGUGGACCGUCCUGAGUGUCGUCGACGAUGCGCUCGUUCGGGUGUCGCUGGCGCCGUCGCUCGCCGACGUAUGCCUUGACGGACACGCCGCGCUUUUGGCCAAAAAGCUCAAGCUCUCGACGCUCGAUGAGCAUGCGGUCGCCGCCGUCAAAGGCGCGCAUCUGAGCCAGCGCCUCCAAGCCACGCUCGUUCACGUCAAGUGCCUCGAAAUGCUGCGGCGCGCCAAGCCGGCCGACGACGUCCCGCGGCUCCGCGCGUACGAGCACGAUGCGAGCGUGUACCUUCCGCUGCUGGACGUCUCGCGUUACCUGGGCCUCGACCAAUUCGACGUGCAACUGCAGAUGGUGCGGCUUGCGCGCAAGCAGGGCAACCUCCAGUUUGCGUCGUCGCUCUUGGCGCAACUCGCCGACGUGCCGGCCAAAGCUGCCAUCGUCAACUACGAGCAGGCGUGCCUCGACUUUGCGUGCGGUGCGCCGGCCGACGCGGUCGCGCGCCUCUUGCCCGUCACGCCCGACGCCCACAACGUGCACGUCAAGGCCUACGGCAAGAUUGCGUCCUGGCUGCAAGACGAGCAUGCAUGGGUUGGUGCCGAGGCCAAGCGCAAUGCCGUCGUAUAUGGCGACCCCACGGCGCUCAUUGAAGCGAGCUUGGCGGCGGCCACGCAGAUCGCACCGACGUCGUACCAGAGCUGGCUCGCGUGGAGCGACUACUGGUUCCAUGCAAGCACGACCGCCAGUAUGGCGCUGGCGCCGGACGACGCGACUGCGCUGAACUUGCUCUUGGCCGAUGACGCGCUGGCCCCGCAUGCCGACGCGUUGCGUGCCAGUCUCGGGCACAUGAUCCAAGACGACGAAGACGAUCGUAUUUCAUUUGCGACAUGCUGCGAGUCGGUGCCCGACUCGAGAGCGCUCGACCAGCUCCAGACGCUGUACCAACGGGUGCGGGCGCAGGCGCUCACAUCGCACCAUGCAGCGAUUCAAGGGUACUUUACCUAUCUGCAAACAGCGUCGCCGGCGUCGAUCCAGUCGCACGGGCUCAUUGUCACACUGCGACUGCUCGGGUUUCUCGUGCGCUGGGGCACCGAACACUCGCUGCAAGCGGUUUUGGACGACGGCGUUGCGUUAUCGCCGAUCACGCCUUGGGAACGCAUCGUCCCGCAGCUGCUCUCGCGGCUCAAGCACCCGAAUGCGAGCGUCGCCGCGCGUCUCACGUGCAUUCUGUCUCGACUCGCGGCGCAGCGCCCGCAGCUCAUGGUCUACCCGGCGGUCGUCGAAUCGAUGGCUACAGCGUCGCUUCUCGAUGCAAACCUCGUCGCCGGUGUCCACCAAGUGGUCAAGGAACUCCGCCGCGUCGCCUUGCUCUACGAAGACGCAUGGGUGAGCCUUCUGACAAAGCUGACGACGGACGUGAGCCGGCGCGGCCAUACGCUCGAGAAGGAAGCGGCUCGGAUGGAGAAGAAUAAGUCGCUUUCGUUCGAGGACAAGCGGCGCCUCGGGCAGCAGACGUAUGUCGCGAUCCUCAAGCCCGUGCUCUCGGCGCUCGAGUCGCUGAGCGCCGAGACAUGGCAGCGCCCGCCGACGACGCCCCACGAACGGUGGUUUGUACUGCAUUUUGGCCCAGCCCUCGAGUCGGCAUUGGAGCGGCUCCGCGCUUCGUGCGACGCACCGGCGCUGCUCGCACGGGUGUGGGCGCCCUUCCACGACCUUCUCAAGCGUCUGCAGCCGCACCAGCGCCGCCUCUCGCUGCCGUUGGCCGAGAUCUCGCCGCUGCUCGCGACCCUUCGAUCGGGCGUGCCGCUGCCAGGAGCGACAAAUACGACGGUGGACAUUGCCCAUAUCGACGUGACAGCUCAUGUGCUGGCGACCAAGACACGGCCCAAGACUUUGGUGCUGCACGGCACGGACGGCCACUCGUACCAGUAUUUGCUCAAGUCGCGCGAGGACCUGCACUUGGACGAGCGCAUCAUGCAGCUACUCGCGACGAUCAACGUGAGCUUGGGCGCCAACAAGGACGCGCGGUACAUGGACCUUGGCGCCCGGCACUACAGCGUCAUCCCGCUAGCCAACGACGCGGGCUUGAUCCAGAUGGUGCCCAACGUCACGCCGCUCUUCCAGCUGCACACGCCACCGUCGUCAUCAUCGUCGUCAUCGCCCACGGCGCCGUUUUACGCCGCGUUGAAAGCCCUCGGCGUCAAAGAUGCGAGUCCCAGCGGCCGGCCAACUUGGUCCCACGCGGUGCUCAAGCAAGCGUACGAGGCGUUGGUCGCCGAGACCAAGCGCCGGCCCAACGUGCUCCGGCAAGACAUGCUCGCGAGCUCAUCGUCGAUCGACGAGUUUCAGCGCAAGACGACGCGGUUUGCGCGGUCGGUUGCUGUCAUGUCGGUCGUCGGGUACCUCAUUGGACUCGGCGAUCGCCACCUCGACAACAUGUUGCUCUGCAACGCGUCCGGGGACGUGGUGCACAUCGACUACAAUGUGUGCUUUGAGAAGGGCACGAAGCUCAAGGUGCCCGAAGUCGUGCCCUUCCGCCUCACGACGAUGCUGCUCGGUGCGCUCGGCGCUACGGGCAUCGAAGGCACCUUUCGUGUGGCCAUGGAGCGCACCUUGGCCGUGACGCGCGACGACGUGGCGACCAAGGAGACGAUUCUGACGCUCCUUGAGGCGUUUGUGUACGACCCGCUCCUCGACUGGAAGGACGGUCCGGCGAAACUCUGGCGCAUGGAGAUGAACGUGCAGCUGUCGCUCUUUGCGUCACGCGCCCACGAGCGCGGCGCCGAGACGACGACCGUCUGGGAGCGUAUCCAACGCGCGUGGUCGGCACCGACGUUGACGCGGCUGCUGGCGCGCGCGCGGCCGCUCGUGGCCGCCGCCGACAGUGUCGCCUCGCUCGCGCGCGAAAUCACCGAGACGACGGCGCAAGUGGACGCUGCCGACGUGGAACUCGCCGGCUUGCAGGACGCGCUUGCGGCGACGACCCUCGACGACGAAAGCGACGACCCGAUGCGGGCCUUUGAACGGGCAAACGAGCGUCUCAGAGCUUUUAUGGGACGCUGCCACGACGCCUCCGAGUCGCACAAGACGAGCGUCGCGCUGCCGCCACGAACGCUUGGCUACGGCACGCACGACGACCUCCCGACGCUCGCCAGUGUGUGCAAGGCGCACCGGCUUGCACCGCUCGUGUCGGCGGUCGAUCGCGCGGCGGUGGCCUUGAACCAGCAGCUUACCGCUCUUGAACCAGUGCUGCAGCCGGCGCUACACUGGUUUGAGAGCGUACGAGACACGGUUUGCGGCCCGUCGCGCGGCCAUACGAUCAUGGACGAGUGGCACGCGUACGGCAUGAACCUUAUCGCAGCCGUGAGCAAGGCCGACCCGCUCGCGCACCUCGCACUGCACAGGGCCAUGUCGCUGCCCUCGCUCCUCGAGGACAUGGCGCUGGCGCAGCCGCUGCAGUACAUGUUCCGUCUCGUCAAGCUACCCGAUGGACGCCUUCUGGACGACGACGAGCCGGCGCUCGCUGCACGGACCAGCCAGAUUCUGCCGCGCCUCAAGUCGCUCAAGCUCUCGAACGCGGAAGCCCACAAGACGAUCAAAGCGGCGAUUGCUCAGUGGGGCUUGGACCAGCUCUCGGCGCCGCGGUCGUGGCGCCACCUCCGUACGUUCAUCUACGAGGCGGCGUUCCUGUUCGAUCUCGCGGAAAAAGGGGCGGUGAAGCGCGACGCGAUUGCGUGCUGGUGGCUCCUCCCGCCAGAGGGCUGGAUGCGGUUUUACACGGGCAAGUGGCGCCUCGUGUUUCGACCGGCCGACUUGAUGCAUCGACGCCUCAAGGACGUGCUCUUGCCACUGUACCAUCCACUGCACCCGCUCCGACGCUCGUCAAUGUCGGCGCUCUGCGCGCCACUGCGUGCCGAGCUCGACCGCCUCGACGCUGAACUGGCGACGGUGCCCCGCGCCGAGUGGUCGGGAUGGCUCGAUGCUCUUGGCUGGCACCCGAACAGUCGCGACGACGGAGCGUUCUGGGAGGCGCCGCUGUAUCACUACCACGGCGCUGUCCUGUCGGUGUGGUGGCUGCCCGGGAUGCACCAGCUACGCGCCUUGUGCUGCCAAUUCGCGACGCUCGAGACGACGUGGUCGGACCCGUCGGCGGCGUACGGGAUCGAGCACAAGUGGGUGACGUGUCUUCUCACGAUGAGUCGUCUCGUGAGUGCCAAUGCCCAUGAAGACGCGCUGCAGUCGGUCCUCGACGCGGCCGCGGCGUCCGUCUUGGACCUGGCGUACGGGGCCAUGCGCUCGGUUCUCGAAGACACGAUCGCGAGCGAGUGGAAGCUGCGCGUCGACCAUGGACUGGACCGCACGUGGGUCGAGGCCCUUGUACGACCGAUGGCCCGCGGUUCGUUGACGGUCGACGCACUGCUGGACGCGGUCGAGCUGCGCCCGAUGCUCGACAUCCUCCACGACCGAUGGCACUAUCUCUGGGACCGCGAAGUGUCGGCGUACCGCACCGCGUUGGUCCUGCACACGCGCCAGCUUGAGGCGCAACGGGCGACGCUGAGCUCGUGGGUGCAACCCGACCACGAGCAGUCGCGCGCGUCCCUCUUGCAAACGCUGACCGAGACGGAAGCGAUGGUCACCGAGCUCCUCGUGCGACGCGACGCACUCGAGGCAGCGCUCAACGACGCGCAACCGGUCUUGGACGAUGCGGUCAGCCGCCGUCCGACGCUUCAAGCGCCACUGCAGUCGACGCGCACGGAGCUGCGAUCGCUCGUGGCGCAGGCCGACGACAUUUACCUCGUGAUCGAGUGGGCCAAGUACUUGGACAGCGCGUUUCGCGAGAGCGACAGUGACCGCGUGCGUGAGCUCGACGACGAAGGCCUCGCGGUGGUCACCGAGUACAUGGCGCUGGAGGCGGCGUCCGCGGCGCAACGAGCAGCGACCCGCGACCACGAGGAACGCAGCGCCGCGCUCGACCGAAUGCGCAAGGACGCGUCCGACCGUCUGCGCCGUCUCCACUUGGCCCAUGCCAAGGCCCACACCGAGAUGGACAAGCUUUUGCAUCAAACACUGCCGUCGCUGGCGCCGCUGCUCGAGCAGCUCCAGCAGUCGUGGUUGCCAGAGGCGUUCAACGCGCUCUCGACCAACCCGAGUCAUGUGCUCUGGGAAAACGAGCGGCUCGUGCGACUUCUCAGUAAGAGCGUCAAGCACGGCGUCCUCCCUGAGCUGCAGACGAAGCUCAAGGCGUUUGAAGGCGCGUGUCGCCAGCUGCAUGGCAUCCUCUCGGCGCUCGAGGCACCGAUGAAUGCACUCACGUCGCUGCCUCUGGACGCCGCCUUUGGCCGGAAGAAGACGCUGGCCAACAUCGUGAGCGGCGGCGCAGCGGUCGAACCGUCGAUCGAUGCGCGGACGCAGCUCGUGACGGCGCUGUGUCACGUCGUGCACACGUGUCGGGACGACGACACGGCGGGUACCAUCGUCGCACGGACCAUCAGCGUCAUGGGCGGCUUCUUUGACAUUGCCCACCACGCGCUCGACCUCUCGAAACAAGACGAGCACGAGUGGUCGGACGACGGCAGUGACAGUGACAGUGACAAUGACGCUAGUGACGAAGACGACAGUGGCAGCGACAAUGACAGCUGUGCCAAGGCGUCCGACGACAAUGACGACGAUGAGAACGCCAGCAACGACAUUGUUCGCGUUCAGGAACGCAAUCGGUACGGACUCCAUGUCCUCCAGCGCGUCAAGGAGAAGCUCGAUGGCUACACGGUCCCGAACGCGCCGCCGCUGGCGUGCCCCGCGCACGUCGAGUACCUCCUCUCGCAAGCCACGAGCGUCGACAACCUCUGCGUCAUGUACGAAGGCUGGACACCAUGGAUCUAA